UGCUAAUGUUAGCCGAAGCUAACGUCAUGCCCCAGCACGUAGCCUCGACAGCCUUUAAGAGUAGAAGCUGCUUCUUACUUCUCUUUUGACCACCGAUUUCAGAGUCGUCUAGUUUGUAGUGCAGGAGUUAGUUGGUAGUUUUAGCAACGAAGCGCAAAGAAGAUAGAAGUCGAAAACUCAUUUUCAACGUUGCUUUUUGCUUGGGAGUACAGAAUGGGGAUGUGCUUACCCUGUCUUGGUGGGGCAGUUGACGACGCUGUUGACACUCCAGAUCCAGAGACAAGAAGGCGACAGUUGGCUGAAGCUGCAGAGAAAAGACAAAAAGAGACAGCACACAGGGGUGUUAAAAACCCAGAAGCGGUUGAAAGGAAAAGAAAAAAGCAAGAAGAGAUUGAGAAACAGGCGAUGAGUACAUCCAUGUCCAGCAGCAGUGGUGGCGGCUUGAGGUGGCAGGUGGGCUGAACCUGCGAGACUCAAAAGGUCCAAAACCACAAAGUGGAUCUCUGCGAGAUAUUUUGAACAGCUUUCCGUAUCUAUUUAUGGUCUUUAUUUUCAUGAUAGUUUGAGAGAAACGGCUCAAAGUGCUCAAUGUUGAUCCGUUAGAUUUGAUUGGGGCAGAAAUGUCAAGAGCUUGUUGCCAAACUAGCUGGACAACCCAGUGGGUCUUACUAAUUACAAGUUUCAUCAACACAAUAACUUGCAUAACCAUAUUCACUGUACAUUUUAUUCUCCAAACAUGAUUUAGACUCAUUCCACUGUUUGAAACCAUGAUAGGUUGGACUUUGUCAUUCAUUUUUGGUGAAAGCUGGAGUUUUUAUCAUCACAUCCUUAAAAUAAAUGCAUAAGUCAUAAUUUGACAAAAUAUAUUUUGCCUCAAGCAUUGUAAAGGCCAGCUCUGGUAAAAUGGGCUACAUCCUUAGCUACACAGAUUGUUCAAUUGUAUCCCUAAAAUGAGAUUUAUAAUCAGUCUUUGAUUCAGUUUUUUGUUUUCUGAAAAAAUAAAAAAAAAAGACUUAGGCCAUUAUUUUAGGAAGGUGACUAUACGUAAACAAUGUUUCUAGAGAGUGUUAUUUUUGAGUGUCAGGAUUGCAAAUAACAUUACCAACUCCAGCUACAUUUAUGAUGAACGCUAACACUACACUUCUGCAUUUCAUUUUGUGCACAAUUUCAUUUUGCUGCCAUGAAUUUCACAUGUGGUAGCCACGUGCUUAACCUGCUGAAUUUCUUACAAACUGCGUUGCCUGCCAUAUGUAACCGUUUAUAUUAAGCACAGUUGUAUGUGUGUAUACACUUGAAUUAUCAGCAAACUGCAAUGUGAAUAUAUAAUCUAGUGAAGAACUGAAGGAUUUAUAAUGAAGGUAUUUAAGGUUGGGCUAAGUGCAUUUCUCACUGCUAUGACUUGAUUUGUAAAGGCUUUCGGCUUUUGGUCGAAAAAAUAAUCAAGCCAAUGUAAUUUGCUACAAUAAAUUACCUUUCUGAUAUGA
Syngnathus acus (greater pipefish) is the source of this 1484-nucleotide messenger RNA. RefSeq names its product small VCP interacting protein. The coding region runs from base 214 to 462 and encodes 82 amino acids. The record is from RefSeq and is a predicted model, not a curated record. NCBI's taxonomy places the organism in Eukaryota, Metazoa, Chordata, Actinopteri, Syngnathiformes, Syngnathidae. Gene Ontology annotation, biological process: positive regulation of autophagy; negative regulation of retrograde protein transport, ER to cytosol; negative regulation of VCP-NPL4-UFD1 AAA ATPase complex assembly. Gene Ontology annotation, cellular component: endoplasmic reticulum membrane. The transcript has 4 exons.